Molecule: messenger RNA, 3839 nt
Organism: Medicago truncatula (barrel medic)
Lineage: Eukaryota; Viridiplantae; Streptophyta; Magnoliopsida; Fabales; Fabaceae
Product: disease resistance protein RUN1
Exons: 6
Coding region: 460-3663 (1067 amino acids)
Biological process (GO): signal transduction; defense response
Molecular function (GO): ADP binding
Source: RefSeq, a predicted model, not a curated record
GCAAGGGGCCAAGAGAAAACUCCAUAUUGAUCCUCAUCAUAUAGUAAAAUUGUUACAUUAUAGUAUUAUAGAGGUGUAACGUAACUUCUCUCUCUAAAACUUUCUCUUUAACUUCUCUCUUCUAAAUCCUCCAGCCGCCUUCCUCCCUACACAAUCCAAACCCUCCCCGUCCAAGAUGUAACCGUGAUCUUGGUGGUGGGAUGAGGAGCUUCUCCCUCCUUCCUUCGCAUCACCGUUUCUUGCAGUCGAGGUGGGUUGUGCUACUUCCGGCGUCCGGCGCACCUCCGCGUUUUAACUUUCAUCGUCGCCGUUUUGUUUGAGCUACCGUCAAUUUGCAAAGGUCGUGGUUGUUUCUGUCCAAGCAGGUUGGAUGUUUGCAGAUCUGUCCACCUCUUGUUCUUGCAGAUCCGAUGGUUUCAAGGCUUGAAUGGGUUACGCUGCCGUGUUUUUUAUGUUGCGAUGGUGAUAUCUUCACCCUCUUGGGGUCGCUCCUUUUUCAGAGGGGAGGAUACUCGAAAGACUUUCGUUUCUCAUCUCUAUGCUGCACUCACAAAUGCAGCAAUCCGCACUUUUCGUGACGACAAGGAGCUUAGAAAGGGAAAUAAGCUGGAACCAGAAAUAAAGAGAGCAAUAGAAGGGUCUCGGAUAUCUAUCGUUGUUCUCUCACCUUACUAUGCAGGAUCUAGCUGGUGUCUUAACGAACUUGUACACAUCCUGCAUUGCAGCCAUACUUAUGGGCAGGUGGUUAUGCCCGUAUUUUACCAUGUUGACCCAUCGCAUGUCCGUAAGCUGGAAGGUAAUUUUGGAACAAUUUUUGAACUCCAUGCAAUUCAUAGAGAGCAUGAACUGUUGUCCAAGUGGAAGACCGUACUCACUGAAGUUUCAAAUCUGUCUGGCUGGGAUCUCAACAAUAUCAGUAAUGAAGGUGAACUAGUGAAGCAAAUUGUUGAGGACACUUUGGCAAAACUAGAUAUCUCAUUGUUGUCUAUUACUGAAUAUCCGGUUGGAUUGGAUUCCCGUGUGCAACAAAUUACCAAGUUUAUUGAUCAUCAAUCAACAGAAGUCUGUAUGAUAGGGAUAUGGGGAAUGGGUGGAUCCGGGAAAACAACCACGGCCAAAGCUAUCUACAAUCAAAUCCGUUCUAGAUUUAAGGGUAGAGCAAGUUUCAUCGAAAGUAUUCGAGAAGUUUGUGAUAAUAAUAAUAGAGGGGUUAUUCCUUUACAACAACAACUUCUUUUAGAUCUCUUGAAAAUAAAACAAGAGAUUCAUAGCAUUGCCUCAGGGAUAACUAAGAUUGAGAAAAGACUUCGAGGACAAACAGUUUUUGUCAUACUUGAUGAUGUGACCACAUCUGAGCAAUUAAAAAACCUGUGUGCAGAUCCUAAGUUGUUCGGUUCGGGAAGUGUAUUGAUUAUUACAACUAGAGAUGGACGCCUUCUCAAAUCACUUAGUGGUGACCAUAUCUUCACAAUGACAGAAAUGGACGAAGACCAGUCCCUUGAACUUUUCUGUUGGCAUGCUUUUCAAAAACCAUAUCCAAGAUAUAGUUUUAGUGAACUCACUAAAAAUGUAGUUGGUUAUUGCGGAGGAUUACCACUGGCUCUUGAAGUCCUUGGAAGUUACUUAUCAAAGAGGACAACCCGAGAAUGGAGAAGUGCACUAUCAAAAUUAGAGAAAAUUCCCAACAAUGAAGUGCAACAGAUAUUGAGAAUCAGCUAUGAUGGUUUACAAGAUUAUACACAAAAGGACAUAUUUCUUGACAUAUGUUGUUUCUUGAUUGGAAAGAACAGAGCUGAUGUUACAGAGAUACUUAAUGCAUGUGGACUUCAUGCUGAUAUUGGAAUAUCUAUUCUCAUAGAGCGCAGCCUCCUAAAAGUCGAAAAGAAUAACAAGCUUGGAAUGCAUGAUUUGCUCAGAGACAUGGGAAGAGCAAUUGCUGGUGAAAGUUCAAUCAAAGAUAUGCGAUUGUGGUUUCAUGACGAUGUGCUGCAUGUAUUGUCAAAAAAAACCGGAACAUAUACUAUUGUGGGAAUGAUUUUGAAGUACCAAAGAACAGGCAGAAUUAUAUUUGGUACUGAUUCUUUGCAGGAGAUGCAAAAGCUGAGACUUUUAAAACUUGAUGGUGUUCACCUUAUGGGAGAAUAUGGGUUAAUUUCCAAACAACUGAGAUGGGUUGAUUGGCAACGAUCUGCUUUCAAAUUUAUACCGAAUGACUUUGAUCUGGAAAAUUUAGUUGUUUUUGAAUUAAAACAUAGCAAUCUUAGACAAGUUUGGCAGGAGACCAAGAUAUUAGACAAGCUGAAAAUUCUCAAUGUCAGUCAUAAUAAGUACUUGAAAAUCACCCCAGACUUUUCAAAAUUACCGAAUCUAGAAAAGCUCAUUAUGAAGGACUGUCCGAGCUUGUCUGAGGUACACCAGUCCAUUGGGGACCUCAAGAGUCUCGUUCUGAUAAAUUUGAGGGACUGUACAAGUCUUGCCAAUCUCCCAAGAGAGAUCUAUCAAUUGAAAUCAGUGAAAACUCUCAUUAUUUCUGGUUGUUCAAAGAUUGACAAAUUGGAAGAAGAUAUAUUGCAAAUGGAAUCCUUGACAACUCUAAUUGCAGCAAAUACUGGUGUCAAACAAGUUCCUUUUUCGAUUGUUAGAUCAAAAAGCAUUGCAUAUAUAUCUCUAUGUGGAUAUAAAGGAUUAUCGUCUGAUGUUUUUCCUUCUCUCAUUUGGUCAUGGAUGUCACCAACCAGAAAUUCCCUAUCCCGUAUUUCUCCGUUUGCAGGCAAUUCAUUGUCUCUAGUUUCCUUGCAUGCGGAAAGUAAUAAUAUGGACUAUCAAUCACCAAUGCUUACCGUCCUUUCAAAGCUUCGAUGUGUUUGGUUUCAAUGCCAGUCAGAGAAUCAACUUACUCAAGAAUUAAGAAGAUUUAUUGAUGAUCUAUAUGAUGUGAAUUUUACUGAGUUGGAAACAACAUCACAUGGACACCAAAUCACAAAUCUUUCCUUGAAAUCAAUUGUGAUUGGAAUGGGAAGUUCCCAAAUAGUCAUGGAUACUCUUGAUAAGAGCUUAGCACAGGGUUUGGCAACCAAUUCUAGUGAUUCUUUCCUUCCGGGUGACAAUUAUCCUUAUUGGUUAGCCUAUAAAUGCGAAGGACCUUCAGUACAUUUCGAAGUGCCUGAGGAUAGUGGUUCCUGCAUGAAGGGAAUAGCUUUGUGUGUUGUUUAUUCGUUAACACCUCAAAACCUGCCAAUUGAAUGUAUCACUAGUGUCUUAAUCAUUAAUUACACAAAACUCACUAUCCAAAUUUACAAGCGUGACACAAUAAUGUCUUUUAAUGAUGAAGAUUGGGAAGGUGUAGUGUCAAAUUUAAAAGUUGAUGACAAUGUGGAGAUUUUUGUAGCUAUUGGGCAUGGAUUGACUGUUAAGGAGACGGCUGUCUAUCUAAUAUAUGGUCAGCCAGCUGCUAUGGAAAUUGAACCAAUACCUGAAGUGGAGGUGCAACCAUCACUCGAUGUGAAAACGGAGUCAUCCCCUGGAGCGGAAGCGCAAUCAUCACCUGAUGUGAAAAGGAGACGGCUAUCGAUUACUGUGGAAGUUAAGCCAUUGCCUAAGCCAUAUGAAAUCUUAACAAGACUUGUAAAGAGAGUUUUGCUGAAAUGUUUAUGUAUGGAUUAGAGUAGACGUUCCAACAAUUUUUUGUUGGGCGUACCUUUGUCCUUUGUGUUUUUCAAUAUUUUCUGUGAACUAGGAAAAAUAGUGGCAUGUUUUAUAUCAUAAAAGAGUUUAUAUAUGAAUUGUGUGGUUAUUGUUUGUUUCAAAUUUCAAUUAAUGUGGCCAUGAGAUUUUGUUGA